CGCUGGCUCUAUAAAUAAAGCUUCACACAUAGAGAGUGUUGCAAUAGAGUGAAGGAAAGAGAAAUCAGAAGUGGAAAGAUGGAUUCUAUGGAAAGAGGAGGAUCAAAACCACACGUUGUGGUCACUCCCUUUCCAAUACAAAGCCAUUUGAACACCUUCUUGAAUUUAGCCAAGCUGCUUCAUUCAAGAGGCUUUCACAUAACGUAUGUUAACACCGAGUACAACCACAGACGCUUGCUCAACACGAGGGGUCCUCAAGCUCUGGAUGGCCUCCCAGAUUUUCGUUUUGAAACCAUUCCUGAUGGCCUUCCGUAUACUGAUUCUGAUGCCACCCAACAUCUGCCUUCUCUUGCUGAAUCUACUUCAAAGAAUUGCCUCAUCCCUUUUACAAAUCUUCUUAACAAGCUUCAAGAGUCUGCCUCUAAUGGCCUUGUGCCUCCUGUUACUUCCUUGGUUUCUGAUGCUGUCAUGGCAUUUACAGUUAAAGCUGCUCAAGAAUUUGGACUUCCUAUUGCUAUUUAUUGUCCUAUUAGUGCUAUCUCUUAUUUGGGUGUUUGGCAUGGUCGCACUCUUCUUGAUGAGGGUAUCAUUCCCUUGAAAGAUGAGAGUUAUCUAACGAAUGGAUACUUGGACACCAAACUGGAUUGGCUUGAAGGCAUGAAAAAUAUGAGAUUGAGGGAUCUUCCUAGCUAUUUCAGUUCACUAGAUCCAGAUGAUUACUUAAUGCUAAAAUUCUCUGUCAAUGAGUUACAAAAAGAAAAAUCGGCUGAUGCCAUCAUUUUCAACACAUUUAGUGAGUUGGAGAGUGAGGCACUGAGUACUCUUUCCUCGAUCUUCCCUCCAAUUUACACUAUAGGUCCUGUCCAUUUGGUUCUCAAUCAAAUUCAACAUAACCAUGUCUUAGACUCCAUUGGCUCCAAUCUUUGGAAAGAGGACGCUCAUUGCAUCGAAUGGCUAGAAUCCCAGAAACCUAAAUCUGUAGUUUAUGUGAAUUUUGGAAGUGUUACGGUCAUGUCUGCAGAACAACUGCAUGAGUUUGCUUGGGGUUUAGCCAACAGCAAGAAACCCUUCUUGUGGAUCAUAAGGCCUGAUCUUGUGGAUGGUGGUUCAAUGAUUCUAUCUCCUGAGUUUCUAAGUGAGACCAAAGAAAGAAGUUUCAUAGCAAGCUGGUGUGAACAACAAAAAGUUCUCAACCAUCCUUCAAUUGGAGGGUUUUUAACACACUGUGGAUGGAACUCUAUAAUAGAGAGUAUAUGUUCUGGUGUUUCAAUGGCUUGUUGGCCUUUUUAUGGAGACCAGCAAACUAAUUGUCGGUAUGCUUGCACAGAGUGGGGGAUUGGGGUUGAGAUUGAUAAUAACGUGAAGAGGGAAGUUGUGGAGAGGCUUGUUAAUGAAUUGAUAGAAGGAGAUAAAGGGAAGGAGAUGAGACAGAAGGUCUUAGAGUGGCAGAAAAUUUCAAAGGAGGCCACUGGAUGUGGUGGUUCUUCUUGCAUCAGCAUGGACAAACUGAUUAAUCAAGUGCUCAUAAAAAGAAAUUGAUGUAAUUCGUCAUGGAAGUCCUAUGUAUUGUUUAGUGUGUUUGGUUACUUAUAUUUAUUUUCAAUUUCUUAUGUAGGAAAAUUUUAAUUUUUGGCCCCUAAACUAUGUUGUUGAAUGAAUGAAGUGAACUUUGCAUAUGAAAAGGGUCUUGUAGGGCCAAAGGGAAGAGUGGAUAUAACGUGGAAUUUUCUUCUUUCUCCCUCUUUCAUGGCGGCACCACAGGUUUGAAUAUUUAAAUAAAAGUGGUGUACAAAAGCAUUUGACAUUGCUGAAA
Molecule: messenger RNA, 1813 nt
Organism: Neltuma alba
Lineage: Eukaryota; Viridiplantae; Streptophyta; Magnoliopsida; Fabales; Fabaceae
Product: 7-deoxyloganetin glucosyltransferase
Exons: 2
Coding region: 79-1539 (486 amino acids)
Molecular function (GO): quercetin 3-O-glucosyltransferase activity; quercetin 7-O-glucosyltransferase activity
Source: RefSeq, a predicted model, not a curated record